CUAUCGGCAUUGGGUAAGCUGACGGAAGGGGGUUCCGGCGCGGUGAAUACAUCCGCAGCCGGUGCAGCAAGUGCCAACCCUUCUGCUCUAAUGCAGAACGGGCACAGCGCUGCUGGCAAGGCACAGCUAGCUGCACUACUGCAUCAAGCCCCGAUUCAGGCGCAGAAUCUUGAAUCAAUCGCUCAGCUUCAACAAGCUCAACUGCAGCAAGCACAUUUUGCUCAAGCGCAAGCAGCGCAGCAGCAACAGUUUCUUGCCAUGCAAGUGCAGGCACAACAAGCUCAACCAACGGGAGAUUUAUCUGCUUAUGGGUAUGCGACUGGAGCUGUAUCAACCCCCACUAUGUCGGCCCCAUAUGCACAACUAGCUCCUAUUUACCAAAACACUCCUACAAAUGGUUAG
Messenger RNA from Strongylus vulgaris, 402 nucleotides. Lineage: Eukaryota; Metazoa; Nematoda; Chromadorea; Rhabditida; Strongylidae. The record is from the annotation of a GenBank genome assembly.